UUCUUGAAUUCUAUUUGGGUUUCUUUAGAUUUUGUUCUUCAUGUGUCCCAUCUAGUCAUUUCUGGUGCAUGCCUCCAGGAAAGCUACUUUUGAGCGUCACCAUUAUUAACAUCUAUGGCGGUCUUUGUUUCCUAUUUAAUUUUAUUGACGUAAUUGUCAUCGCGGUUGUCCUUAACUAUCUUAAACUCUAUUUGGGUAGUUUUGGACUUGGUCCUUCCGUUCUACAAAGUAUAGCAGUUAAUUUGUAUAAGUUGAGGUGCUUCUGAAGCUGUUGUCAUUGAUCUACCAAUGGGACUCCACCUCUCUUUUUUCCUCAUCCUGGUUUCCCUCCCUGUGAUUUUGGCUCAAGAAAUUAGACAUGCUAAAAUUGUAGUUGAUGGGACUACAGCAGUAGCUGAAAUUGAUGAUAAUUUCAUCUGUGCAACUCUUGAUUGGUGGCCCCAUACUAAGUGUGACUACAACCAAUGUCCAUGGGGGAAUGCAUCUGUUACAAAUCUGGACUUAUCUCAUCCUUUACUUGCCAAGGCAAUCCAAGCUUUCAAGCAUUUGAGGAUAAGAAUUGGAGGAUCUUUGCAGGAUCGAGUAUUGUACAACAUAGGAGAUUUGAAGUCUCCUUGCCAUCCAUUCCGAAAGAUGAAAGAUGGGUUGUUUGGAUAUUCAAAGGGAUGCUUAUACAUGAGGAGGUGGGAUGAGCUGAACCAUUUUUUCAGUAAGACAGGGGUAAUUGUCACAUUUGGCUUGAAUGCGCUUUAUGGGAGGCACCAGAUCAGGAGGGGUGCUUGGGAAGGAGAUUGGGACCCUAGUAACACAAUAGAUUUAAUGAAGUAUACCAUUUCGAAGGGAUACCAAAUAAAUUCAUGGGAAUUUGGUAAUGAGUUGAGUGGAACUGGCGUUGGUGCAAGUGUUCGUGCUGAACUGUAUGGGAAAGACUUGAUCAAACUUAAAGAUAUUAUGAACGAGUUGUAUAAGAAAUCCCACUCGAGACCUUCACUUAUAGCUCCUGGAGGAUUCGUUGACCCAAAGUGGUACACUACACUUCUUGAUGUUUCAGGUUCAAAUGUACUCAAUAUCGUGACCCAUCAUAUAUACAAUUUAGGUGCAGGUAAUGAUCCCAAUCUUGUAAGUAAGAUAUUGGAUCCCUCUCACUUGAGCAAGAUAUCAGACACAUUCAGCAAUCUUCAACAAAUUAUUAAAAAGCAUGGUCCUUGGGCUUCCGCAUGGGUUGGAGAAUCUGGUGGCGCAUAUAACAGUGGUGGCCGUCAUGUGUCUGACACAUUUGUGAACAGCUUCUGGUACUUAGAUCAGCUUGGAAUGGCAUCCAAGUACAAUACUAAAGUAUAUUGCAGGCAGUCUUUAAUUGGUGGGAGCUACGGUCUCCUCAACACAACCACAUUUGUUCCCAGGCCUGAUUACUACAGUUCACUUCUAUGGCAUCGACUUAUGGGAAAAGGCGUUCUUGCUGUUGAUGCCUAUGCUUCAUCAUAUUUACGCUCUUAUGCCCAUUGUUCAAAAGGAAGAGCGGGUAUAACUGUACUCCUGAUCAACUUAAGCAAUCAGACUCAUUACAUAAUCAAUGUCGGAAAUCAUAUGAACUUUGAUUUCCAUGCAGAUGGGAAAAAAAUUGAGCUAGAAAAUUCUAUCAUGCAUAAUCUUAAGAGAACAGUUUCUUGGGUUGGAAGGAAAGCUUCAGAUGAACCCUUAUACAGAGAGGAGUACCACUUGACCCCAAAAGAUGGGUUCCUUCGAAGUGAAAUCUCAGUUCUAAAUGGAGUUCCAUUAAAGCUUACAGAUGAAGGAGAAAUCCCCAAGCUGGAUCCUGUUCUUAAUGAUGUAAAUUCUCCAUUAUAUAUUGUGCCAAGGUCCAUUGCUUUCAUAGUAUUUCCCAACUUUGAUGCUCCUGCUUGUGUAUAACUCUUCUCAAGCUUAUUUUACAAUGUUGGUUGUAUAAGUGCAUGUAUAAUGAUUGUGAUAAUUGUAAGUUAUGAUGUAUUAACAAGAAGUUAAAGCCUCCUCGAUGAGAAAUUAUGAGGAAUAAGAUACUACUUCUGGUUUUGCUGUUUAA
Molecule: messenger RNA, 2062 nt
Organism: Corylus avellana
Lineage: Eukaryota; Viridiplantae; Streptophyta; Magnoliopsida; Fagales; Betulaceae
Product: heparanase-like protein 1
Cellular component (GO): plant-type cell wall; membrane
Molecular function (GO): beta-glucuronidase activity
Source: RefSeq, a predicted model, not a curated record